AGUAGUAGUAGUAGUAGUAUAAAGAUGGUACUAAUUUGUAAGUGAAAUUUGAAUAUGUUUCUGUUUUUGUUUUUGUAGGAAGAGAUGCCAAGCCCAUUAAAUGAUCAAAUUCUGAAUUUUUGUGAAUCUGAACUUUUUUCAGAAAUACAAAAUUCAGAUGUUGCUUCUAGCUCAAAUAAUUGUUGCUAUGAUGAACAAUCUUCUUAUAGUACUACUACUACCACCAAUUUUGAUCUAAACAAAUUCCAAAACAAUGGCGAAAAGAAUGAUGAAACUAUCACAAAAACAGCCACCAGCACGACAGAUGUUAGCCCUGAUAACGUCGAUUACAACAACAAUAUGUCGAUUAUAUUUGAUACACAGGAUGAAAUUGAUAACGACAUUUCUGCAUCAAUAGACAUCACACCAUCCGCGAAUUUCACAGUUCCUGAUCAUUUCCUACAACAACAAGAGGAACAAUUCGACGUAAAUCCUCUUAACAAUCAUCAUGGCUCUGUUAUUCCCCUGUCUCAUCAGUAUCACUCUCUUAUGGGGCCUCCAUUAGGACAUGUAUAUGAAGAUGAAUCGUUGUCUUCUAUCCCUCCUUAUAUGCAAGGGCUCGCGAGUACUUCUUCUACUUCUCCUUGUCAUGCACUUAUUGAUCGUAACAUGAUUAAUUACCUUAAGGGAAAUCUUAACAACACAAUGAAUUCAGAAGCUUCAGCAAUAUUUGCUGCAGCUGCUCAUAGUGCCUUGUUCUUUGGAUCUCAAUUAUUGCCAAAUCAAGAAUUGGAUUUUCAAGGAGAGAAUGGUAGAAUUUUUCGCCCUGAUUCCUUGUCAAGGAUCUACAACAAUGAGCUUCAGGCACUGAGCAAUGAGAGUCAGCAUUUGGUUAGUGGUGCUGGUUGUUCUAACACUUUGGCCACAGAAAUCACAAGCUUUGAAGAUCCUACCUUUAAAUCUGGUAGGUGUUCAGUUGAGGCAAGGAGGGAGAAAAUUCAUAGAUACAUGAAGAAAAGAAAUGAGAGGAAUUUCAGCAAAAAAAUCAAGUAUGCAUGCAGAAAAACACUAGCAGAUAGUAGGCCAAGAGUGAGGGGAAGAUUUGCAAGAAAUGAUGAAUUUGGUGAGGCAAGCAAAGCAAAUUCUUGUGGAACUAUUGAAAAGGACACAAUUAGUCAUGAAGAUGUAAGGCUCAAUAAUAUUAUGUAUCAUCCAAAUAUGGUUACAUCUUCAACUCAUCAUGACAACAAUGCCAGAAUUUUCACCUCCAAUUGUCAUGUACCAACUACUGGUCCCUAUGAUAUGUGCACACCUCUCUAUUGUAUAGAUGGUCAAAUGCACUAAGCUAAGAGUUUUCAUAAAAAGCUCUCCAAUGUGCUCCUAUAGGUUCUCUCCUCUACAUAUAACAAGGUACUCU
This is a messenger RNA of Solanum dulcamara, 1396 nucleotides long. RefSeq names its product two-component response regulator-like PRR1. The record is from RefSeq and is a predicted model, not a curated record. Gene Ontology annotation, molecular function: protein binding. Gene Ontology annotation, cellular component: nucleus. Lineage: Eukaryota; Viridiplantae; Streptophyta; Magnoliopsida; Solanales; Solanaceae. Gene Ontology annotation, biological process: regulation of flower development. The coding region runs from base 85 to 1323 and encodes 412 amino acids. The transcript is spliced from 3 exons.